Messenger RNA from Plasmopara halstedii, 1062 nucleotides. RefSeq names its product Conserved developmentally regulated protein. Gene Ontology annotation, cellular component: mitochondrion. The record is from RefSeq and is a predicted model, not a curated record. The coding region runs from base 1 to 1062 and encodes 353 amino acids. NCBI's taxonomy places the organism in Eukaryota, Oomycota, Peronosporomycetes, Peronosporales, Peronosporaceae. The transcript is spliced from 7 exons.
AUGGCGACCACGCUUGGCGUUCUGGGCUUUAACCAAGACAUGAAUGCAUCCACUUCAUCGCCUAGUAACCAAGAAAGCGUCAACGAACGACUAACCUUUAGAUUACGCAGCCACGGGUGGAUCGACAGAGAGAACGAGCUGUUUCUGUCGAUUCCAAAAUGCGCUACAGCUUGCUAUAAUAUCAUUUUCUUUCCCGGAGAUGUUCAAGACUUUGAGACAGCAAUGAUGACCGGCCCUUUUGCCCAUUAUUGUGAGUACUCCUACGAGGCAGUGGCUGAGCUACUAAGUAAAAAGUUUGGAGAAGCGUGCAACGUUUGGAUUAUACGACCUCAUCGCUUCAAACACGGUGCCUAUAGUAGCUACGAUAAUUUCGUGAGGACGAACGAAUAUGGGGCGGCGAUACAAUAUGAUCCGACAGCUUCAGCGACAAAGCACUUGGCAUUUCUUAUGCAGAAUACACAAGCGGCUUUAAGACAACAAGGAGUGAAUGUGUCAACUGUGCUUCCAAUGCAUUUACUGGGGUUCAGCAAGGGUGGCGUUGUAUUAAACCAACUUGUGACGGAGUUAGUGCGGUACUCAUUUAAUAAGAAGCGCUCAAACAACGGUCAAAUUCGACAGGGAUCUGUGUACGCCAGUACGCGACAAUUUUUUGCAGCUGUUGACUCUAUUCAUUGGCUGGACUCGGGUAAUGGGUCUCUUGAAGGUGCUUUCCCUACGGAUAAAUCAGCUUUAGCAGUGCUCGCUCGAUAUGAACAACUCAAUCUUUUUGUGCAUGUGACUCCAUAUCAAUAUGAAGCCAGGCAGCGACCAUGGAUUAAGAAUGAAGUGAACAGUUUUAUUAACUGCGUAAAGCUCCUUGGGGCUAAUAUCCAACUCAUUAUCUACAAUGCAGGCGACGAGUGCUCACUAGCAUCUCAUUUUCACAUUUUGCAUGAUUUUGAGGCCGAUCGGUUAUUUAAGCUAAAAGGCGACGGAAUCAAAGCUUCACCAGAACUUGCUGUUCAACCCGUUCGAAUUCGAGUUUGUACCUCAGCGACUUCAAUGAAGAGUCAUAAGAGCUGA